CCCGCAGGACUGGCCGCCCGCGACGCGGGACGUGAGUUCCGACACUUUGACGUCGUUUUAUUCGUGUCCGCGAAGAAACAGCGUGGCUUUUUGGCUUUAAUUUUUUUUUUCUUUCGCUCGCACCGGGCGCCCGCCGCGAGCUCCCCGCAAACAUUUUGCGCGUCUGCGAGCGAUGCUUGGCGCGUCGUUCCGUCCCAGCAUGCAGCGCACACCGCGCACUGGGCAUGCGCAGUUGCGCGCUACGCCCGUAGUUCGCUUCGGAGUCAACUCCCUUGUGUCCGCUGACGGCCGGCUCCCGGCACAGCGCUCCGCUCGCGGUUGUUGAUAUUUUUUUUUUCUCGCUCCUCGGCUCGUUCGGCGCUGAAGGCACGUCGAAAGAACGCAUCCCCGGCAGCAGGUGAACGAGUUUUUUCCAACAUGCCUGGAACGCCGAAGCACAAGGAGAUAGUGCUCGACACGAUCGACCAACUGCGAAAGCGCAAAGCGCGGCCGGACUUCGAGCGCAUUUGUCACAUGCUCUACCGGCGGCAUGGGCUGACCAAAGCGGAGGUUCAAGAGGAGCUCGACCUGCUCGUCGAUUCCGAGGCGGUGAUCAAAGUGGACUACAAGGGCAACACGAGCUACCGCAACGCUGCGAAAUGGGUUCGCUUCAACAAGUCUCUUUCCUCGGACACCGGCGCCGCUGCGGCCGCGGCCGCUACGGCUGUCGCCGUCGGUUGCGGCGGGCCGCAGCCGACCACGUUCAAGGUAAGCCGCGCGAUCGGCGACGCCGUCCGGGACCUGUGGUUCGCGAGCAAGCAAAGCGUCGACGCCGCGGACACCGGCGGCGUGUCGGCCGCCGAACUGGACGCCUACUUGCAAGCGAGGGACUUCAAGUGCACCAAGGGAGCGCUCGAACUCGGCAUCGACAAGGAACUGGCGUCCGGCCGACUCGUGCGCCUGCCCAGCGGCAAGUUCGCGCCGAGCGAAGCGGAGAAGCAGCGGGCCGCCAAAAUCGCGGCGGCGGCGGCGUGCGCGCAGCAGCCGACCGCGUCGCCCCCCAAGGCCCCGCGCGUCGUGAAACCGUUGUUGCAGCAGGCGUGCGAAAGCGGCUACGCCGUCCCGCCGAUCGGUGCGACCACGGCAACGUGCUCCGCUCAGCCUCCGGCUGCCGGUCCCACCACCGCCGCCACGAGCAACGGAACAAACGGCGUGCUCGUCGUCCGCGCACCGACUUCGCCGACCGGCCGGACGACGACCGCAUCGGCAUCGCUGUCUUCUCCGCCGAGCGCCAAACGAGCCAGGCCCCUUAGCAAACGCAAGAGGAUCAAGAAGACGCAUGGGCCGGACUUCCUGGAGAACCUGGACAGUCCGACGAUGGAUGUGACCGAGUUCUUCGAGGAGGACGAGCCGCACUGCUUCGUCUGUUACCUCUCUGUGCCGCCGACCAGCAACGACUACAAGGCACUGCUCAUCUGUCGAGACUGCAACACUAAAGCUCAUCCUUCCUGCCUCAACUACUCUGCGGAACUAGCAGCUGCAGCCCGGCUCGCAACGUGGCAGUGCGUCGACUGCAAGACGUGCUCGGGAUGCAGCGCGACUACUGACAAUGACGAACUCAUCAUUUGUGACGGCUGUGAUCGAGGUUACCACAUGGUGUGCCACAGGCCCAAGCUGACGCACAGGCCACAACGCAAGUGGCUGUGCAAGGCUUGCUGUGAUGUCACGAAGAAGACUGCUGGUGUCAAGAUCAAAACUGAAGUGGACAACUCGGUCGGGCUCCCGACACCAUGCGACUCCCCCGUGCCAGACGAAGAGCUCAAGGGCUUCGACGGAGAGCACACUGACCUGUCGGCGUACUACAUAGCCCUGGACAAAUACCCAGAUGUCGUUCCAGAUGCCAAGGACUGGUCUGUCGAAGAAGUCGAGAAGUUCUUUGUGCACAUCGGCUUCCCAGAACAAGCGGUUGCCUUCAGGGACCAGGAAAUCGACGGCCGCUCUUUGCUCCUGUUGAAGCGUAGCGACGUCCUCACGGGCCUCUCUCUAAAGCUGGGGCCUGCGCUCAAGAUCUACAAUCACAUCAAGAGGCUCCAGACGGGGUUGCCAAACGGACACCUCUGCUGAAACCGGACCAGUCACAAUGCACCCAAAUCUUUCUCGUUUGUUCAUAAGCAUGCGAUGCCAUUGUACAUAUGUAGACUACGAAGGAAGCGCUCCCAACCACCAUUGAAGUCUAAGCAGCUUGAGGAAGGGUCGGGACGUCAUUCUUUCGUCAUUUGUGUGUUGGUGAGAAACUGCUGUGCUCUCAGAGUUGACUUCAGUGAAGAUUGAGAGGUUGGUAGAAUGCCAUUGAGUCAAGUGAAAGCGGCAUUAGUUAAAGCAGGUCACUGAUGAGAGUAAUGGCGUGAACAAGAUUCAAGUGUUACAGUGCAAGAAAAGACGAGGCACAAAGAAGGCGCUGAGGGGGCACGCCGAAUAGUGAUUGCCCGAGUACCUAAGCUUAAUUCUCCAGCACGUGACAGCAGUAACCAGAUACUUUGGUUCUCAUUUUGUGUUUUUGUUAAAGCAAUUAUUUUUUUUGUUUGUGUGUGUGUAUGUGUGUGCUCUACUGUAUAUAAAUGUUUGUUCAGUUAUCUAUGAGGCCUAGUUGGUUGUCAUCACUCUGUGUGGCCCUCAUUUCCUGUUUUGCGCCUUUUCUUUUUUUGCAUUGUAAUACUUGAGUGUACAACUUCCAAGCCUAAACCUUACUUAAAAAAUAAGUUGAUGUUUAUGGAUCUAGACAGACGUCUUAGUAACAGUCAAACAGUAGUUUCAAAAUGCAGAUAUAUGCUCGAGCAUCCAACCUAUCAAAUGUCUGGACUGGCUGAUGAUAGCAUCUAACCUAGCAAAUGUUUGGCGAUAGCAAGCUGGAGAGUACUUUGGAACCCAGUGCAAAGGUCACAUUAAAUAGAAGGCAACAGCCUGAAGUGUGAUUUGCUCUCUGUGGUGUCCAUUGGCCUUCCACAUCAUUUGUCCUUUGUGCUUGGUCCCACUACUUUUCGCCACAUGCGUUCGACCUCGACACUUGUUUGCAUUUUGAAAUGUGAUCAGUUACCUGUUUUACUAAGGAGAGUUCACACUUCGACAUAAAAGUGAGGAGUAGAGAGGUGCGCCUGCUCUCUUCUACGAAUUCAACAGCUCUCUUCUACGGAUUCAACAGCACCGAUGUUGACUGUGAAAGUGCCGCUGACAAAAAGUUGAAACGAAAAGGAACUGCCACAUGUGCACUCAUUGGUGGGAUAACCACCCUUCCUACAGUUUGUGCUGCAGGCCUAUGCUGCCAACAGUGAAGUUCAAUUUGGAGCUGUUGUUUUACGGGGCACAUUACAGCUUGAGACAUUUUUAAGUCCUUUGGACGCAUUUCGUCCUUCUUUUAUUUAAGCAUUCUGCAUUCUUGCUUGUUAUGUUUCUUUCGUGGUGUUAGAAAAAUUUGAGAGCAUGGACACGUAGUUUGACUGUCGUUGGCAUGUUGUGGGCAGCAGAGUGAGAUUUACUGUAACUACAAAAGACGGGUGUAGCAAUUGUCAAAACGCGUGUAACUUUGUUGCCUUUAGUGUAAAAGAAAAAGAAUGUUGUUCUAACUUCCCCGAGACAAGGUUGAUGUUUGCUGCUGUGUUGUGUGGCAUUUAGAGUUGGGAAACCUUGCGAGUAUACUUAUGGAAACUGUGCAUCAUUUUCACAGUAUGGGACUGUCCAAGUGCAAACCACAUUUACAAGCUCUAUAUGAACUUGUCCUUACCUCCUUCUCAAGUCUUUUCAUGAACCUUAGGUUGAUGGCGCUUCCACUUCACAGAGUAGUGUGCAACAGUUGCAACAGCCUAGUACUUUGUGGCUUGCCUUUUCAUUGAAUAUACCGUAUUUUUGUGCGUAUAACCUGUCCACGUAUGUAAUCUGCAAUCCCCAUUUACAACUCUCGUAAAAGGCAAAAAAAAGAUACCCCUUUCCCCUCCUUCCCAUGUAUAAUCCAUGCAAAUAACUCUAUACAAUGUUCGCAAGUUUUUGUUAAAGCAAUCGGGUACAGAGUGAAGACCCAGAAAACAAUUUUGACUGAUACGUCGAUGCAUUGCCUCUUUCACUGCUACUUCCUAUUGAAAUGUAGUAUGGUAGCUUCAGAACAAUGUGAAGCGCAUUCGUAAGUAAAAUUUUACUUUUAAUUGUGGCUUUUUAUCAUUGUUCGCUUCGUGUUGUUAUGAAGCACCAGCGCCUUAUGGCAAACUUUCUGUGUAAAACACACACCCCACUUUGUACGUAAAUUUCUUCAGUAUGUUUAGUGCAGAUCAUACGCACAGAAAUAUGGUAGGCAUGCAGCCAAGCUAUUGCAUAUUUCCAGGUAGCACGGAGACGUGUGGCAACGUUACAAUGCCUGGCUGCAUUCUGGCGGGCUGUAGUCGGAAUCCGGUGCUUCUCUUGACUUUUGCUGAUAUACUUCUGUACAAAGUAGAAUGACUCAGACGAGAGUGGUCAAAGGGAUCAAGGAAUGGAUGAGCUUUAGAGGCAUUAGCAUAAACAUGUGUAUUUGAAGCAACUUAGCGUCUGCAACCGUUUUUCAUAGUGGGGACAUCUCGGCUUCUCCACCGGCAUAGCUGUCUUUUGGAUGUUUGGCCAAAGUGACCUGCCGCAUGUUGCACACUAAGGUUUUUUGUGGAUUCUUCGGCACAGCUGCUGAUGACGGACGAGAGCCACUCAUUGUCAUGUACGAGCAUGCGUACGUGUUUUAUGCAACAUUGUUUCAGCCACGUCAGCUGCCUUACUUAGUGCGAUGCAUUUUGCGUCGUCUUGGAAUAUUGAACUACAUCGCACUUUCUUCGCGGUGGCGUGCCUCUGGGCACACCACUCGGCUUCGCCUGCACGCUUGGAAUUUGUCGAAUUUGUCCUCAAAGUGUUGUGAACGACACUGCCUAAACUCCGUUUCGUCACCAGCAGUUGUGACCACAGUGAAUUCGUGAACAAAACUUCACUGUGCAACAUGUGGCGAUUUACCUUUGCAUAGUGGAUAGUGAGGUGGGCCAAGCUGAACUUUAUAUCAAAGUUUGUGCAAUAAUUAUAGACGAAAGUGACUGGUCUGCGCGCUUAUUUUGCGCGAUGCCACGCGAGUGCUCAAAUGUGCAGAGAUUGUGACAAGAUUGGCCACUUCUUGCCAGAGGUAUUGCAGUGACUUGCAGUUACGAUAGAAUGUUCUCAUCCUGUGAAGCUGAAAGGGACAUGACCAGCUUAUUCAGGUGUUGGCAAAAUGGUUGCUGUACAUAAUGUUUAUAGGACACAGGAGAAGCUAGCACAUCGUUAUAGUAGUUAAUAUACUUUCUUUAUGGCUUUUUCCAAAGAAGCACAAGGUGCUCCAAUACUAAUGCACGGAAUACCAAGCUUUGUCAUCUUAAUUGUGCCAUUGCUUGGGGUACAGUUUUGUAGCAGGUCAAUUGGCCAUUUAAUUACAAGAGUCUACUGUUAUAAGACUGUUCGUGAAUGAUCACAGUAUAAAUUAAACAAAGAAAGCACCAAGCACACUAAAAACUAAUAGGUUGAAGACAAAGAAUGCUUCAGCAACCACACAGGAGCCUUGAGAAGUACUUUAGUUUUUUGGCGUUUUAGUUAUUUACUGUAGUGACCAUCUUUGUGUUCUACUAGUGCCGUAACAGCUUUCAUUGCACAGUGCACAUAUAUCGCCCGAGUCUCGAAGCUAAGUGUGCCCAAGUUGAGCUCAGCACCUACAUGAAAGGUUCAUUAAUUUCGGUGCGUGGCAAGAAGCAACGCCUGAUACAUUACAUCGCAGCAACGUGCCUCUUGUCAGAUGACUGCUCGACCGUGAUGAUGCGUGCUAGUGUCAGCUGUCCCUCCCGUUUGGCUUCAAAUCGCAUGGCUAUAGUACCUGUAGAAAUGCAUGACGGGCGCCACAGUAUAACGGUCGUGCGGACCCCAUCGAUUACGAGAGCCGCUCUCGAGUGCCAUUCUUUUUGUGUUCACAUCCGAGCAUUCAUAGUACAGCUUAGUUGCACAGCUGUUUGAUCUACAUGUGUGAGCACGAUGAUGUCUGUUGAAAAUGCUAUCAAGUUGCAUUGAAUGUUGCAUAAGUAAGGGAGCCUUAUAUAAAGUACUUUUCAGGCUAACUGCUAGUUCAUUUGUGCUCGUAUUCUGUACAGAGGUGGCAUUUAGAUAAAACGGAUUUAGCAUUGCGCAAGUGCUCUACCAUUACCCCUGCUAUCUUGGCCACCCGUCAGCAUUAUGCAUACUAGGCGAGUCGCACCAGGUGUACACAUGCCAUGGACAAGCUAGCAUGCACAAAGCAGGCAGGUAACCAAUAUGGUAGCGGCGAUACUGUGUGGUACUAGUGCUGUCCUUAAAGUAUCUCGGGCUGUUUUUUGCAUGCAGAUCUUGCCUUGUAAAUUCGGAAUGAUUCAAAAGUACACAUCUGUUUUUGUGGUGCUGGACUAAGAAAAACAAUUUUAUUCAGGAAAAGCAACGGUGGCUUCCUCUAUCCUGGAAGAGCGAAGCGCUCGUGAAGCAGGCUAUGUAGAGUGGCCGCUGUUCCUUAAAACAAGAAAUUUAAAAUUUCCCACCAAGCGUUGAUGCAAAUGGCCUGUAUUUUUUAUUCUUUUUGGAUGCAGCAGGCGUGUAUUGCAUACAAAUGUGGUAUCAAGUGGAAUUUAUCAUUGAAUUCAACCUCCACAUGAAAAUCGAGUGCAAAUGAACAAGCAAUCAAGCUAGAAGAGUCAUCCUUGUGUGCUGUACUCCUUUAUUGAAGCAACAUAUAAUAUUCUUGCCUGGCUGCGAGAUUUGUAGCGCCCGUGUGUGGCCUCUUUUUUUUUUGUCUUCUUGUGUGCCAUUGAACAAUUUUUCACUUGUCAUUGUCACCUGCCCGGCGAAAGGGCGAGAGCAUUGUAUAAACAAGACAGACAUAUAUGUUGAAUAAAGUUUGUUGAAUAAGUUAA
Molecule: messenger RNA, 6941 nt
Organism: Dermacentor silvarum
Lineage: Eukaryota; Metazoa; Arthropoda; Arachnida; Ixodida; Ixodidae
Product: atherin
Exons: 8
Coding region: 418-2103 (561 amino acids)
Molecular function (GO): DNA binding; protein binding
Source: RefSeq, a predicted model, not a curated record